Leptopilina heterotoma is the source of this 1632-nucleotide messenger RNA. It is a transcript of the gene TyrRS-m, whose product is annotated as tyrosine--tRNA ligase, mitochondrial. Gene Ontology annotation, biological process: tyrosyl-tRNA aminoacylation. Gene Ontology annotation, molecular function: tyrosine-tRNA ligase activity; ATP binding; RNA binding. The record is from RefSeq and is a predicted model, not a curated record. Bases 172 to 1569 code for a protein of 465 amino acids. Gene Ontology annotation, cellular component: mitochondrion; cytosol. The transcript has 3 exons. Lineage: Eukaryota; Metazoa; Arthropoda; Insecta; Hymenoptera; Figitidae.
CUUUAGGUUCAGUGUAAUGAAAAACGUUUAUAAACUUUAUAAACAAAUUAGGUAAAUUUGAUACAGUAUAAAUGGUUUCAAUGAUAAAAUAUGGAAUUCUCGUAACUGCAAUUAAUUCAAUUUGAUAAGCAUUUAUUUGUGAGAUAUUGUACUGCGUGAGGACUUUGAAGAAUGAGCAAAAUGAAUCCCAAACAAUUUUUGAGGUUAUGUCGUGCCGGUAAAACGUUUUACAAUUCAUCCAGAUAUUAUACAAAUAGAAAUAUUUUAAAAUUACAUGAAAGAGGAAUGCUCGAUAACUUAUUUCCAGAACAAAGUGCGGAUAAGAUAAUAAAGCUUCUUAAUAGCAAUUCGCCACAAUGUGUCUACGCUGGUUUCGAUCCCACAGCAGACAGUCUCCACGUAGGAAACUUAUUAAUUCUAAUGAAUCUUCUUCAUUGGCAACGAUCGGGUCACGAUGUUUUGGCAUUAAUCGGUGGAGCUACCGGAUUAAUAGGCGAUCCAAGCGGACGGAAAACAGAACGUGAACAAAUUGAAGAAGUCCUAGUAAAGGAGAAUGUCGAGUCAAUAAGAAGAAAUAUAGAAACAAUUUUUGCAAAUCAUGAACAAUAUUUUUGGAAGAAUCCCCAUUAUAAAUUAAAACCAAUAACAAUUGUAAAUAAUAGUGAUUGGUACACAGGAGUGAAUGUCAUUGAUUUUGUGAAAAGAGUCGGAAAACAUUUUCGUCUGGGUACAAUGUUGGGAAGAACUUCCGUUCAAUCGCGCUUGAAACAAGAGAGCGGAAUGAGUUUUACAGAAUUUACUUAUCAGAUUUUUCAAGCCUAUGAUUGGUUACAUUUGCUGAAUAAAUAUAAUUGUCGAUUUCAAAUUGGUGGAAGUGAUCAGAUGGGAAAUAUUGUCGCUGGUCAUGAUUUGAUUAGUCGAGUUAGAAAUGAGAAUGUUUAUGGAAUUACAUCGCCGCUUAUAACGUCGGAGGGUGGUAAAAAAUUUGGAAAAUCUGUGGGCAAUGCUGUUUGGCUAUCUUCGGAAAGGAGUUCUAGUUUUCAACUUUAUCAGUUCUUCUUUAGAACUACGGACGCUGAUGUGGGGAAUUUUCUUAAUUUAUUCACAUUCUUGACGAUACCGCAAAUUGAAGAGAUUAUGUUGGCCCAUCGGAAAGAUCCGGAGAAACGUGAAGCGCAGAAAAUAUUGGCUGAAGCUGUCACAACACUCGUACAUGGAGAGGAAGGUUUAAAAUCUGCGAAACACACUUCGGCAAUUCUUUACGAAAGUACAGUCGAUACACUAUCAAAAAUGGAAGCCAAUGAUUUGGUGUCUGCAUUCGAAGGUGCAACUUUAGUGGAAAUUAUAAAUGAACCAGGAUUAACAGUUUCGGAAUUAGCUUUGAAAGUUAAAUGCUUCAAAAAAGAAAACGAUGCAAUGAGAAUUAUCCCAGCUGGUGGAUUUCACAUAAAUCAUCAAAAAAUAACUAAUGUUAAUGAGAUGAUAGUACCUGGAAUUCAUAUAUUGCCGAACAAUUUAUCAUUGAUUAGGGUGGGUAAGAAAACUUAUCAUAUAGUUAAGUGGUUAUAAAUUAUAUUGACAAUAUUAAUUUUUAAUUAUUAAUUUUUAAUUAAUAAAACAUUUAUUAUAUUA